ACAAAUAUUGGAGAUGUCCAUUUCCAAAGUCUUGGAAUAUCCAUCUAUUCUUAUGGUUUUCUUCUCCUUGAUUUUAAAAUCAUUUAUAUGACCAUUUCAAAUAAAUUCAAUUUUGAAACCUUAUAACCUGAAUCAAAUUAAAAAUCAAAAUCAUAUUUUCCAUCGAAUCGAAAGUUUCGAGCACCCUUUUAAAUCUAUUUCUUGAUUGAUUUUAGAAGAAUCAAAAUUUUAAAAAAAAGAUGGCAUGUUUUAUACCUUUUAACAAUAGGAAUUUAGAUGUAAGUUUUUUUGUGUUCAAGCCAACUGUAGUGUUAGUUGAUGAGGUUGUUGAGUCUCUUAAGCUGUUUUCUGUUAGCACUCAGAGUCUUGGUUGUGUUCAGACUUCUAUUUUCAAGAGCAUCCAUGGAAAUAUGAUUAUAUGGUAUGGAGCAUGGAUGAAGAAAUCUAGUGAAAACAAAGAUUUGUUGACUGCUGCCCUUUUAUCAAUGUUAACAAGCGUAUCAAGCAUGGCGAUUCUAACCGAACACGGAUUCUUCGAUGCAUACGCCGGAGAAUCAAGAGACGGCUCAAUGUCCGCAAAAUUUUCAACAGGAGAUACAAUCUCAAUGAACAUAAUAACAGCAAAAUCUAGCAACAACUUAGAUGACAUUUCUUAUGCAAAUUUAGCACUUUUUAAAUCAAGAUUCAUGAAGAUGGAAGGUGCACUUUCUGGAGUUUGCUUGAAUUGCCAAACCAUGCCAACAUUAGCAUGUUUCUAUGUCUGGAAAUCUCUCCAAUUUUGCUAUUCAUGGAUUAUAAAUUCUGACCAUCGGAGGACAAUGCUACCAUAUCUUGAGCGUUUUGAUCUUGAUGUUAAGUAUGAUAUUUUUAGGGUUGUUUUUGUUAGUUGUGAUAGUUUAUUACUAAGUUGUCAACAUCUUGAUUGUAAUGAUCAGAUGUUACAAAAUGGAGAGAAAGAACAGGCAAUUAUUCAAGAUUGAGACAACAUGUAUACAUGAUUGUUUUGUAUACAAAGUAUACCUAAUGUAAACAGAUAUUAUUUAAUCA
This is a messenger RNA of Mercurialis annua (annual mercury), 1047 nucleotides long. RefSeq lists its product as uncharacterized. The transcript has 3 exons. Lineage: Eukaryota; Viridiplantae; Streptophyta; Magnoliopsida; Malpighiales; Euphorbiaceae. The record is from RefSeq and is a predicted model, not a curated record. Bases 240 to 980 code for a protein of 246 amino acids.